AUGGCCAUGAGCUCCUAUUUGAUCAACUCCAACUAUGUGGACCCCAAGUUUCCACCUUGCGAGGAAUACUCACAGAGUGACUAUUUGCCCAGUCACUCUCCGGAUUAUUACAGCUCCCAGAGAGAGGAGCCUGCUCCCUUCCAGCCGGACUCUCUUUACCACCACCAUCAACACCAUCCGCACCAGAACCACCACCAGCACCAGCGAGCCGAGCCGCCAUACACACAGUGCCAGCGUGGAUCGCAGACCACUUCGGUGGUGAUGUCCCCACGAGGUCAUGUCGUCGCCCCGACCGGACUGCAGACCACUCCACUCCCGGAGCAGAGCCACCGCUGUGAUUCCGUGACACCGAGCCCGCCUCCACCUCCGUCUUGCGGUCAAACACCCCACAGCCAAAGCAGUUCUUCCCCAACAAGCACUCGUAAGGACCCCGUAGUGUACCCGUGGAUGAAGAAAGUUCAUGUAAACAUCGUAAGUUCAAACUACACUGGGGGUGAGCCGAAGCGCUCGCGGACGGCCUACACGCGCCAGCAGGUUCUAGAGCUCGAGAAGGAGUUCCACUACAACCGGUACUUGACGCGCAGGCGCAGGGUGGAGAUUGCGCAUACGCUGUGUCUGUCGGAACGGCAGAUCAAAAUCUGGUUCCAGAACAGGAGGAUGAAAUGGAAAAAGGACCACAAGCUGCCCAACACCAAGGUCCGCUCUGGAACAGGCAGCAACAAUACAAACUCCCAGGCUCUAGCCGGAUCCCAGAGCCGUUCUUCCGGACCACUAUAG
Pelmatolapia mariae (spotted tilapia) is the source of this 777-nucleotide messenger RNA. RefSeq names its product homeobox B4a (gene hoxb4a). Bases 1 to 777 code for a protein of 258 amino acids. Gene Ontology annotation, molecular function: RNA polymerase II cis-regulatory region sequence-specific DNA binding; DNA-binding transcription factor activity, RNA polymerase II-specific. The record is from RefSeq and is a predicted model, not a curated record. The transcript is spliced from 2 exons. Gene Ontology annotation, cellular component: nucleus; nucleoplasm. Lineage: Eukaryota; Metazoa; Chordata; Actinopteri; Cichliformes; Cichlidae. Gene Ontology annotation, biological process: positive regulation of transcription by RNA polymerase II; anterior/posterior pattern specification; embryonic skeletal system morphogenesis.